UGACAUUUUAAAAAUAUUCAGUUUGCACAAGUGCACUAUGUACUCUACUAAUUGCAACACUGAGAUAAAACACUCCCCUAAUUCCAAUAUGGCUAUCUCAUAUAGUUCAGAUUCCUCCAAGGUCACUUGCCUACGAUACCCCGCCCUCUAGUCGAAUGUUCGUCUACCAAAUGUUGCUUCCUCCACUGGGAAGCAAGGAGGAAUCUGAUACCGUUGUUCAACUUUUCCGACACCUGCUGUUUUCUACUCCAGCGAGAUUUUCAGGAGCUAUCCCGCAGAGUACCACUUGACCUAUGGCUUAUCGAUUGCUAACUUUUUCAUGAUACAUAAUUUAUGUGCGGCUCAUGCUAGAGCAUUUUGAAUGUGCGUCAUAAACUACACGCACGGUUCCAAUUAUUUCUGAACAUGGCACGUCAAAGACGAUUUCGGCAAAUUCGACAAAUACGGAUUCAGCGUUGAGGCUUGUAAUUUCAAGCUGGUCAAGAACUUUACUUCUCUGACAACAGUCACGUCAAUAGGAUCCGAAUCUGUUUACCAGUCAAUACACAACAUGGAUGAAGUCUUUGGUUCUCGUUCCUACUUUCAACCAGCAGACUACAUUGUCUGUGGGAUAAUGCUUCUAGCUUCCAUAGCUAUUGGUGUUUACUACGGGCUAAAGGGAGGCGGGCAGCGCACCUCUUCUGCAUACAUUCUAGCCGAUCGGAGUAUGACUUUAGUACCGAUCACACUCUCUCUCCUUGCAAGUUUCUUCUCUGGAAUCUCCCUACAAGGCUACCCAGCUGAUGUAUAUUACCAUGGUCCCACAGUCUUCUGGAUGCUUAUUCCAUUCGCCCUUGGGAUUGUUCUCAACCUGAUCUUCUAUCUUCCAAUGUAUUACAGACUUGGAAUGGCUUCUGCCUAUGAGUACCUGGAAUUACGGUUCAGCAAAACUGCCAAGAAUUGUGGAAUGAUGUCCUUCCUGUGUUUCACCGUGCUCUACUCUGGUGUAGUCACCUAUACAGCAUGCGUGGCUGCCACCGCAGUAACUGGAAUCAACCUCAUAGCUGCCGUUGUCGGUCUCUGUGUAAUCUGCGGUGUCUACACUGUUAUUGGAGGAAUAAAGGCUGUUUUGUGGACAGACAGUCUCCAAAUGAUCCUUAUGGUCUUAACAGCUGUAGCUGUUAUCAUUAAAUGUUCAAUGGAACUUGGCUUUCAGUCUAUCUGGCAGGUAGCUUCGGAAGGAUCCAGGACCAACUUUCUCCACUUCAACUCAGAUUUCACAGAUUUUUACAACGGUUGGAGUUUCAUCUGCCAGACAACAUUUAUGGGCGUUUUUAUAACCAAUCAGUACAUGGUACAACGACUUGUAGUCUGCAAGUCCGAGACAGUGGCAAGAGCAUCCGUUAUCUGCUACGUAGUUGGAUUCAUGACCUUCGAAAUUCUACUAUUCUUCAUGGGGAUCAGCAUUUAUGCGUACUAUGAGGGAUGUGAUCCUACAACUAUUGGAUAUACAACUAAAAACGAUCAGAUUGUACCGUACUUCAUUAUUGACGUCUUUUCUGAUUUACCUGGCGUUCCCGGCUUACUUCUAACAGGACUGUUUGGAGCGGCCUUGAGUACACUUUCGUCAGUCUUCAACGCAACCGCUACCCUUGUGGGUGAACAUUUCGUCAAGCCAUACUGGAAAGGUCUCCAGGAUAACAGUUACACUGUUAUUCUCAAAUUAAUCGUCGUUUUCGCCUCUGCCGCAGCUCUUGGAAUGGCAUUCAUUAUUCCCAACAUCGGCGAUGCAGUUCCGGUAAUAUUAACGUUUACAGGUUGCACCAUGGCUGGUUCACUUUCCAUGUAUCUUAUUGGAGCGUUCCUCCCUUUCUGUGGUUCAAAGAGUGUAGUCACUGGCUACAUGGUUGGUUUGGUCGUCGCUGUGACAAUGUCUGUGGGUUGCAUUGUCUACCAAGUCCCUCACGACAACUUGCCGUUAUCAGCCGACUGGUGUCUGAAUGAGACCUACACGAGUAUCAACGAAACUAUGGCAACACCCACAUCUUUGACAACUCAGUUACUGUCAGUGACACUCUCCAAUGUUACUGACAGUGAAAUAGGCAGAUCUGAGGUUCCAGUUAUAUUUACCCUGGCUACGAAUUGGUUGGGGGUUUUAACAACUUUAACGACAGUUGUGGUGACAUUAUUAGCUACACUGGUCACGGGGAAAAAUGACACAUCUAACAUGGAUCCGCGUUUGGUGUUUUGGAAAAUCAAGACUUCUUUUGUCUCAAGUGACGAACAAAAGAUUUGUAAGAAAGGGUAUUCCUCCGUUCCAGAUAAUGAUUAUAAAGAGCUCAACAACAGUAAAAAAAAAAUUGGCUUCAAGUACGAACCGAUCUCCCCGGAGAGCAACCCUGUAGUCGAGUUGGUUACUUCGAUUUGAAGCAUUCCAAUUUGAAGAGUGGAAUUAUGCCCUUCAAUUUUCAUGAGUUUGUUUGAUGCGUGUGCGAAAAAGAAUUCUGUAUCAUUAUGUGGCAUUUUGUAUCAUUAAUAAAAUGUAAAGAGAUGAAAUGCAUUCAUACGGCGAUUUACAAGAGUCCAUCUCCAAGAGUUUGCAACGCGUUGGCCAAUCACAGCGUGCGAAAUCUUUCGACCCUUUUCAAACGUGCAUUGGGUCGACAGAUUUCGCGCUCAACCGUGCCCAUGCACGCACCAAGCGCACGCGCAAAGACCAAAGAUUCAAAUAGAUAUCGGUCGUGUGCUCAGCGCGUCCUGCACGCACACCGUGCCCAAGGACUGUUUUCGGUUUUCGCUAUGUAAAAGUACGCCCUCUCUUGUUUCAGCUGGGAGCGGAUUUGUUAAAUAGUUUUUGUCUAGAUAUUCAUUCCAGGGUAGUUUUCUUCUGCAGCGUAAAAAUAAUAUGCUUACAAAUUUCGUGAGUAAUGAUACCAUUUUGAAUAUCAUUUGAGUUCAUUUGGGUCUCUAUAAGGUAAUAGCUGAUCGUAAAAAAUGGCCACCUGAUUAUUAUAAAACAGUUAAUUACUUGAGUAGUGAUAGAUAUCUUGGAAAAAAAUAUACACAGAGAGAAAGAGCAUAUCAUUACAGCUAGGUAUGAAAUGGAAUUUGAUUACACUAUUACUACUGAAAGCAUUGAGCAUAAAUAUUUACAAAGUUCACCAGAUUACGUUUUCGUCAGUUUAAAAAGCUUCAAUGAUGAAAUGAUCGGGUGAACUACGGCUGAACGUUACGAACCAUUUAUGCCACUGUUGUGUCAAUCUUGUACAUUCUUUACUAAUAUACAAACUGAACAUUUGAAAAUGCUUUUUAUCAGUUACGCUUUUCUUUAUCAUUAAUUGAGAUAUACUUAUUACAUUACAUGUAAUUAUUAUCGUUUCACAUUUUAGGGAUAGAUAUCUCUGAUUAUAAAUUCUGUUAAAACGUAUUUGUACUUACAGGCUAACAAUGUGAGUGGAAUGUUUAGUAUAUUUUUUGAGUGUUUACUCUUUUCUUCUACACGCUUAUUAGGACAAUGUUUUAAGUCAAAUCAGCUUGACACUUUGUAUAAAAAGUAGAUUCGUGAAGCAUUGGUCCUGUGGUGACGUCAUGAAAACGUCAUUCUCUAAGUUUUUGUAGAGUUUUUACAUUUUAAAUCUCAUAGCUUUUGUAUACGUUUUUACGCGGCACGUUAUAUACCACAUGCAUGUACGACAAUUCCAUUUUCCUUAAAAUCUUUGAGAUGCAGAAAAUGCUGAGUUCUGUUGUCAAACAGACGUCUAUUCUAAUGCUCAUUUCAAUAAUUGAUGUAUCGUGUAUAUAUUCACAUAUAUUGUAACAUUUUCUUACUCCGUUUCUAUCAUUUUGUAUUCAAUCAUUCAUAAAUGUACCAUUACACUUUACUAAGAUACUGGUGUAAAAUUUUGCGUUUGAAGUGAUUGGAUGGAAGAAAAUAUGGUAGAUAGAUUUAAAUCGAAACUAAAGGAUUUCAAAUAAAAGAGACCAACGUUCGAAGGUAUAAACCUCCAGGCUAAAGUUGA
Acanthaster planci (crown-of-thorns starfish) is the source of this 3998-nucleotide messenger RNA. Its product is annotated as sodium-coupled monocarboxylate transporter 1-like. Gene Ontology annotation, molecular function: symporter activity. NCBI's taxonomy places the organism in Eukaryota, Metazoa, Echinodermata, Asteroidea, Valvatida, Acanthasteridae. The record is from RefSeq and is a predicted model, not a curated record. Gene Ontology annotation, cellular component: membrane. Gene Ontology annotation, biological process: sodium ion transport; transmembrane transport.